Molecule: messenger RNA, 1358 nt
Organism: Rhea pennata
Lineage: Eukaryota; Metazoa; Chordata; Aves; Rheiformes; Rheidae
Gene: MDK
Product: midkine
Exons: 5
Coding region: 51-488 (145 amino acids)
Molecular function (GO): growth factor activity
Source: RefSeq, a predicted model, not a curated record
CCCACCGCGCCCCGCCGCGCCCCGCCGCGCCCCGCCGCGCCGCCGCAGGCAUGAUGCAAGUCCAGGGCCUCCUCCUCCUCGUCCUGGCAUUGAUCCUCCUGACCGCAACCGCUGAGGCUGGCAAAACCAAGAAAGACAAGGUGAAGAAGAAUGGCUCCGAGUGCGAGGACUGGCGCUGGGGGCCCUGCAUCCCCAACAGCAAAGACUGUGGCCUGGGCUACCGUGAAGGCACUUGUAAAGAUGAGACUAAGAAACUCAAGUGUAAGAUUCCCUGCAACUGGAAGAAGAAGUUCGGAGCUGACUGCAAGUACAAAUUUGAGAGCUGGGGUGGGUGUAGCGUUCAGACAGGUGUGAAAACCCGCUCAGGCAUCCUGAAGAAAGCCCUGUACAAUGCCCAGUGUGAGGAGAUUGUCUACGUGACCAAGCCCUGCUCUUCCAAGAUCAAGUCAAAGUCCAAAGCAGCGAAGAAGGGCAAGGGGAAGGAUUAGAGUGGGAAGACAACAUCCUCGCCUCCACCUCCUCGACACGGUGCCUGAAUGGUUGGAAGCACGCCGCUCGUGCUGCAGCCGGGUCCCCCCGCUCCACAGCGUCUUGCCAAACGCCAGUCUUCUUCUUCCUCUUCCACCACCUCCUCUUUAACCAAGAUGCCUUGUUCUGUUCAUCAGUUUUGUAGAGAGCAAACCCAAGUCCUUCCUGCAGAAGGUGCUGUCUCCCUUCCAGCUGCCCCGCUGGCACUGUCCGUGCAUCCCCCUCUCCUCUCCUCUGGGUUUAUUUCAAGGCUUGCUGGAAUGUUUGUGGAGAGCUGGGACAGGACCAUAUGCAGUUUUCCACCCUUGGCCACCCUUGAAUUGCCUUUGGCAAGCCUGGGAGCUCCUGGCUCCUCUGCUUGAUACUGGUGCUUGAGGGAAAGGCUGAGUGUUGAAUGCUCGAGUAACCCUGCCUGGGGAGGGAGGGAUGGGGGAGCCAAGGGAGAGAAAAUCAAUCAUCUCCCACCGGGGUAUUGACUGGCAGGCCUGCACAGUGGAGACAGGAACCUCCUGAGCCCCCCAUUUCCUUGGCUUGGCCUGAAGCAGACUCUCCCUGUGGUUAGAGGUGCUCGGUGCAUCCCGCUGCCCCUUUGCCCUCAGCUUCCCAAAGCCUCAUUCACAUGAGGAUGGGGCUUCUUCCCUGCAGCAGAUGCAAGAGCUUCCUGCAGCUGCCAGGGGAAGAAAACCACCUUCAUGGGUGACCAGUGGUCAUGUGUCCCCCUCCCUCCUCUCUGUCGCUUUUAGCCUGGACGUGUCUGUGCCAGGGCUGUAGCCUCUCUGCCUUCGAUGCUCUAACACUGGUGCUGGGUGGGAGCUCUCUCUAUUUUUGGA